Messenger RNA from Ruditapes philippinarum (Manila clam), 2067 nucleotides. RefSeq lists its product as uncharacterized. Bases 22 to 1503 code for a protein of 493 amino acids. NCBI's taxonomy places the organism in Eukaryota, Metazoa, Mollusca, Bivalvia, Venerida, Veneridae. The transcript has a single exon. Gene Ontology annotation, molecular function: hydrolase activity, acting on ester bonds. The record is from RefSeq and is a predicted model, not a curated record.
GGAAAGCGUAGUGAGCAGGGAAUGAAGAAGAGGUUUAGGUAUAAGCUGUGUGUGGUAAAAGGAUGCUACAAUAAGAUCAGAAAUAUACGUCGUCAUGUUUACGAGCAGCACUUGCCUGUGGAGCUUCAAGUUCAAUAUAUCACUAAAGGGACCUUUGCAGAGCGUAGGAGGGCUGAUCUGGUGUAUUUGGCCAGGAGACUGGUCGGUACAGAUCAGCUAGAAACUCUGUUCAACAGCGUGGUUAGGGAAAAUGCUGUUCAUCAUGAGGCUGAAGUGAUGGCAGGUGACGUGAGUUGGCUCCAUCGGAUAUGUGAGAUGGACGGACUGCCAAGGGUGGAUCGAUUUGUACUGCAUCCUAUCAAUAGCCAGGCCUUAUUGUACCAUUGGAGAGUUUUAGCAGGUCUGAUCUCAAAACUGACCGAAGAAGAGGGUCAGAUGUUCCAGGAUGGAAGGGCGAGGUUGUUGGUUACACGGUCGGAGGCAAGGGAUAGGAGCAGGACAGAAAGGCCCGUGGACAGGCGUGGAGCUGAUCAUACACAAGGUAGACAAGCAGUGUCUGGUCAUCGAGAGCAGACAGGUCAAGCAGUCAGGCAAGUUGAUCAGCAGGAUCACAUAGAUCAGCCAGUCGUGGCUCCACCGUCAGCUGACAAUACACAAGAUAGACCAGCAACUGCUGGUCUGGUCAGUCAAACUUGCAUAGCAGCCUUUGAUUCCCAUUUCCAUCUGGAUCGAUGUUCAAGGAGGGUGGGGCGUGAGAUGUCACUUCCAGAUUUGCUGGCAUUGGACGUGGGGGCACAACCAACAUCAGGAAUUGUGUGCGGUGGAGGGGUGUCGGUUCACUGCGACCCAAAAUAUCUUCCAGUGAGAAUUCCACGGGAGAAUUCAGUCGUGCUAGCCGUGGGAGUGCAUCCGUCGCACGCUAAUGAGUAUUCAACUCAUGUCUACAAUACUCUCAAAGAGUUACUGAGGGAUCCGGUGGUACGUGCUCUAGGGGAGAUUGGCCUUGACUUUUCAUUACCGCCCGAUUCUUGGGAUCUGCAGGAAAGGGUUUUUACAGAUUUGUUGGGUUUAGCCAUGAAUUGUCGACCGAUUGUCCUUCACGUAAGAGGGCGCACUCAUGAGGACGGCGGGGAAGUUUAUCACCGAGCGUUACAGAUUUUAAAGGCAAAUGUAUCCCCAGUGCAGCGAAUUCAUCUGCAUUGCUUCACAGGGACCGUUGAGGAGGUUAUGAGUUGGAGCAGCACCUUCCAGCACUGUUACUUUGGUAUCACCAACCAGGUUGCUCGUUUCAACCGGUACCAGCAAGCUGCUCUCCGACGAAUCCCUUUAAAUCGGCUCUUGGUCGAGACAGAUUCACCCUAUUUCGAGCCAGUUGGAGCUCGUAUGAAUACCCCAGCUUUCAUUGGUGACACAGUGCGAUCUAUUUCAGGACUCUUGGGGGUAGAGAUUGGUCAGCUGGUGCAGCAUACCAACUCUAACAUGUUGCAACUCUAUGAGUGGUAAAGGAAUUUAGGAUUUCAGCUGGUCCAACUUGCACCAGCAUUACCAAUGUCCUUUUCAAUUUUAAAUUCUACAUAUUUAUAAUGUUAUGAAAGGUGUAAAAUAUCAGAUACACUGAUAAUAUGGUCCAUGGAUGUCAGGAAGUUCAUGUGCUAUAUAAAAUCUAGGCACAGAGUGUUAUAUGGUCCCUAAAUGUGUAACAUAUCAGGUACACUGAUAGCUUGGUCACCAGACGUCAUAGCUUGGUCACCAGACGUCAUGAAGUUCGUUGGUACUGAACUGUGAUAGUAAACUCAUUUUGGUCAAUGUCCUUUUUAAGACGGGGAGGAAUGUGGUAAUAAUUGGGUACGAUUAUUAUUGGGUACGGACUGGAGGGCGGAUAUCCGGGAAUGAGCAUGCGCAGAAGGCAGAUCCUGUUACUUCCCCGAAGCUAGAAAAUUCUAUUCUAUCACCCGAUAGCUAAUCUGGUGAAAUCCUGCUGAUAAGCAUCAGUUGUGGGCACAGAUUUGACUGUGGAUGAUUGCGAAGAACACUCAUAUCACAUUCGACUCGGUAAGUUUACAACAA